AUGCCUACAAGGCUGAAUGCACAAUAUCCGUCUCGGCAGUGUACUUGGCAUAGAAAUCUCGAUAGUCAACUUGUCGUAGUCAUAGCAUUUGUCGUCAACGCGCACGUUGAGAAGCUGCCACAUUGGAAUGGGGAGCUCAUAGCCGCCAUCAAGUAUUACCCCCAAUUUGUCGUCAUUGGGCUUGCGGUACUUGCAUUUUACCUUGUACCGUCCGUCGAAGCGGUCAAUCGUCGUGGGCAGGUCAAAGUACUCCGUCACGUUCCAAAAGAUGGGUUCCGGUCCAUACCACCGCGGGCCGCCCGUAUCCCAGAGCACCUUCCUGCCGUCGCCCUCAUACUCAAAGUCCACGCUCACCUGCCCGGCCGUGCGUAG
Molecule: messenger RNA, 372 nt
Organism: Akanthomyces muscarius
Lineage: Eukaryota; Fungi; Ascomycota; Sordariomycetes; Hypocreales; Cordycipitaceae
Exons: 3
Coding region: 1-372 (123 amino acids)
Source: RefSeq, a predicted model, not a curated record